Penicillium riverlandense is the source of this 351-nucleotide messenger RNA. RefSeq lists its product as uncharacterized. The coding region runs from base 1 to 351 and encodes 116 amino acids. Lineage: Eukaryota; Fungi; Ascomycota; Eurotiomycetes; Eurotiales; Aspergillaceae. The record is from RefSeq and is a predicted model, not a curated record. The transcript has 2 exons.
AUGUCGGACUUCUUCCGCAGAGCGUCUGACGCGUUCCACCAUCGCCAGCGUCAAGACUCAGCCGGCUCAACUGGGUCAACCGGGUCGACUGACGCAACCGACGCAGCCAAGUUUCCCGACACAAAGAAGCCCACCGAGCAAGAGCCACUCAGUCAAACUACCCAGUCUGUUCAGCCUGACUCUCACGUCAACGAGGCUUUUGCUGGUACAGCAACUGGUAAUGUCGCCAAUCCAAAGCAACGCCGCCAUUGGGCCUGGGGACACCACCAGGGAAACAAACCCGGAACAGAUCAGCAACCUACCCAGGAGCACCAGCCGCAAAAAGAUACUGACUGGGUUUUUGGAACGUAA